GUUCUUUUCACUUUUAGACUUCCGUAGUUAGGAAUUUCUUCUUUGGAUUUCGUCGACUACAAGCCUGGUUUCUUUUUUCUUUUUCUUUUUUUUAAAUUUUUAUAAUAAUUAUUUUUUCAAAGUGCAAUGAAUCUUUUGAUUUUAUCCAACUAAAGUCUUAUUUUGCACGCUAACACUCUUUCGAGUUUCAUAUCAAUUGGUUGCGCUUUCUUUUCCUUCACCACUGUUAUCAAUCAUCAAUUCCUCAUCAUCAUCUUCUUUCCUAGGUAAAAAAAUUCCAGAAUUUUCCCAAUUUUGCUCAUGAUCAGUGUGUUUGAGACCUGAAAGCUUCCAUUUUUCUGCACAGUCAUGCUUGGUAGUGAGAAUUGAUUUUCGAGGGCUGGAAAUUAAAUUGGGGGUGAAGUAAGUUGAUGGCUGGAUUGAACGGUCCAAGGGUUUAUAGCUGCUAUAAUUGUCGAAAUCAAGUUUGUCUUCAUGAUGAUAUUAUCUCCAAGGCUUUCCAGGGAAGAAAUGGCAGAGCAUUUUUGUUUUCCCAUGGUAUGAAUGUUGAGGUUGGACCUAAGGAAGAUAGGCAGCUCAUGACUGGCCUUCACACGGUUGCUGAUAUAAAUUGUGCCGAUUGUCGACUAGUUUUGGGGUGGAAAUACUUGCGUGCUUAUGAACCGUCACAGAAAUAUAAGGAAGGGAAGUUCAUUUUCGAGAAGUCCAAAAUCGUCAAGGAAGAUUGGUAGCUUGUUAACUAGGUUUUCCUUGUUCCAUUUCAUGCCCUGUAUGUUCUUUUGGAAGUGUGAAAAUGCUUUUCUGUACAGAAGUUGUUCCGGCUAAGUGUUCAUUCUUGUCACACAGUCUGCUCUGCAAUGUACCAUCAUCAACUGUUGCCUUGAUAUAUUGUGAAUAAAAUUGGAUUGUUCUUUAGA
This is a messenger RNA of Spinacia oleracea (spinach), 917 nucleotides long. RefSeq names its product protein yippee-like At4g27745. NCBI's taxonomy places the organism in Eukaryota, Viridiplantae, Streptophyta, Magnoliopsida, Caryophyllales, Amaranthaceae. The record is from RefSeq and is a predicted model, not a curated record. The transcript is spliced from 3 exons. The coding region runs from base 411 to 731 and encodes 106 amino acids.